UUGUGGAAAGUGAAACUUGAAUGUGUGCAAUCUUCACGUUGAGAUAUAAAAUGCAAUGUUAUGAUAAAUGUCAGGAACAUUUAGACGGAGUAGGGUGACAUUUUAUAUAAAUUAUGAUUUAUCUUUCUUCUUCCGGAUAUUCAUAUUCCUCUGUGUAUUAAAAUUUCAUUCAGUAUGACAUCAGUGAGGUACAGAGAAAGGAUUAUUUCACCACCUAGAUACCGUCGCCAAACAGUUGGCAUGGUGUACAGCCUGCAAAAUAGCCAGAGUGUGCCGAACUCUGCUAGACAUUCAACACCAAGACCAAGUUCUGCACUGGAUCGUAAAUGGGUUCACAGAUCUCAAGGGGACUUAACUCUUGAUAUGGAUUUGCAGUCUCAUCCAAGGCUUCAGUCAGAGUUCUAUCAGGAACUAUACCAAAAAUAUCCCCAUGCAUUUCGACGUCGUCUGCAAGCAAGAGAGACUGGCAGGAAACUAUUCAAUUCUCGUCUGCAUGUCAGAUUUAAAGACGAUGCAGACGUUUCUGACAAAAACAGUGUGUCUCCUGGGCAUCUGGGGAAUUUGCACUCCAAUACGCAUUUAACUAACUGGGAUCGAGAAGUUGGUCAUUAUAUGAAACACAAAUCGCGAUCACGGGAAUGUGUCACAUCUGUUGAGCCAUCUGAUUGCAGUGGCUCAGUUCUGUCAGUUACUCAAAGGUUAAAGUUGAAUUCACAAUCAUUGAAUAAACUGUUAAAUGAUGAUUUGCCAUUAAGAAAAAAUUGUAGCAGAGAUUAUGUGCAAUAUGACAGUGGUACGGAAAACGAACAAAGUUUGCAGGAUUAUAUGUUAGAGAAAAGCAAGGAACGAAGUCGACACAGAAAACAACAGCGAAGAAUAAUAAUUCAGCGAAAAAUUCAUAAAAGUGAAAGUGCUGACACUGAGGUUAAUAAAGAAAAUGAAACUAACUCUGGACGUUGGAUGAGUAAAUCGGUUUCACCAACACGACGGUUAUUCAAAUACAGUUUACCUCAUACAAACUCAAAACAUGAAACUCAUCAUGUUAAUGUUGAAUCGUUGAUGGCGGACUCUGAUUUGAAAAUCGACACACUGCUUGAAAAGAUUAGUGCAAAAAUGUCAGGCCCAGAGUCGCCACCUGAUAGUGCAAUUGAUGUUGAUACACCUUCUGUGCAAUCACUUGUGGCUUCAGAUCCCAAGGGAGUUAACUCUGUAAAACCUGACACAGAUUUGCCUGUCUUGAAUGGAGAACAGACUUGUUCUUUUGAAAGUCCAAAUGAAGAAAUGGAGUCCAGUCCUGGAAGUAGUGCCAGUGCUUAUGUUUCAAAAAAUAGUGCCAAAAUUUCCUCAAAUGAUAUUAUGCAAAAUAAGGUCAGUAGUGAUACUUUGCAAUGUUGUGGUGAAAAUGAAAAUAAAGAUUCCUUGAAUAUUGAAGUGCAUACUGCACAAAACAUUUGCAAGGAAGAAGACGAAAUUAAUAGAAUUGUAGAAAAAUACGCAAGUUCAGAAAACUUGAAUCAAAAUACGGGUGCUGGGUUAUUGCAAUUAUAUACUGCGGAAAUGGGUUAUGACAGCUUUGGAAGUAAAGAAACUACUGUUGAAGCCAGUGAAAAUGUAGAUAGUAAGUGUGAAAGAAAGGAUAAGGAUGAUAUUGAUACCAAAGAUGAUAUUGAAAAGAAUGUGUCUAAUGAAUACACUACCUCAUUGGAAGAUGAUAUUCCAGAAUCAGUAACUGCUGUUUGUAAUGAAGAAGAGAAAGAUGCAACAAAAUCAGAGAUUGAUGAAGAGUGUGACAAUUCUACAGCUGAAGGUGAUAUCAGACAAGGAACUUACAUUAUAGAAGGUCCAACAAAUCCUGAGUUUAUGGAAAAUGUGGAUUACCAUGCUGAUGAUGAACAUGAGGCUGAUGUAGUCCUGCCAAAAGUAGUGCAGAGUAACAGUGCAAUGUCCAAACGGAUUACUACUCAUAGAGAGUCAGAUGUGGAUUCUGGGAUAGGUUACAGCAGUACAGGAACAGACACAUUACCUCCUCGAGGGAGAUCUUUGGAAAGGGAGACAACCAAGAAGCAUCAGCCAGUCAGGGCAGAUCAUAAUUUUCUCCCUUUAAGAUCUGAGAUUGAUGUUGAUAUUCUUGAUGAGGUCAACUUGGUGCAUUUAUCACAUGACCUCCUGAAGUCAGAUGACCUUAGAGGCAGGAGAGGUAACUCUACCAGAGAAGAAAGGGAUGACACUGAUAUACGUCUUGGUGUCAUAAAACCCUCUGAAAAGGAUAGAAAAAUUGCAGAAAAGUAUCGAAGAGCUAGAUCGCCAUCACCAUAUAUUUUGUGCAAUCGUCAAUCACCAGCAGGAUUUAGGCCAAAGAGUGCACCUUUGUUUGCGCAAAGUGAAAUGGAUUUACGAGUGGUAGACAUCUCUUUCUCUGAAAAUUCAACAGGAAAGACUUUAGAAGGACAGAAAGCAGCUGUUCAUGAAAAGUCCAAAUCCCACACAAACUCAAAUGAUACAUCAAAAACUAAUUCUUGCCAAAAUACAGAUAUUAUUUCAAAGUAUUCAUCCUUGCCAAAUUUAACUGGCAGUCAAUCAAAACAUUCCAAAAUUCAGCCUUCAAAUAACAUGUCUUCCAGACUGGUCAAACAACGAAAAUGUUCAUUUUCAUCGAUCUCAUCCAAAGGCAGUUCUAUAUCACUGUUAAGUGAGAAUGAAGCAGACGCAAUGCCUCAUAUCUGCAAUGUGAGUUAUGACGGUGCCAUUGAAGAUUUUGCAGUUUCUCCAGAAGGUGCUAUUGAAGAGGAUUACGCAAAGGAAAUUGAUGAAGAAAGGUUUAGUGAAAUUGAACUUGAUUCUGGGACAAAUAUAGAAAACUUAGCAGAAAACAGACCAAGUGAACUUGCGAAAAUGAUAAAGGGCAUGUACCAGCCUGCAGUGACUUCACCAAGAGCGAAAGAAAAAAGAUUAAAAAUUAGAAAUGUAUUGAAAAAUAAGAAAGGAAGUUUUAACCCACCCGAGGAUAGCAAAAAACCAGCAGAUGAAAAGAAUAUUUUGAACAGAAUUUACGCAAAAUCACGUGUUGCAACAGGAGGUUAUGAAAGUGUUGAAAAGAAAUCUGAUGAUAGUGCUUCAAACUCUGGUACAAAGUCUUCUACUGAAGUGUCUAAACCAGAUGUAAAUGAUAAAACAAGUUUUGACAAAAAUGGCAUUGAAAAUACUGUGGGUAGGAGGACCCCAAACGAGUCAGCUACAUCAGUUGAUAAAGACACAGAAAGUGUUGAUAAAUUCAUAUCAGGUGCUAGUUGCAACACUGUCACAGCCAGACCAGUGAUUCUAGACAAUGGGAGUAAAGAACCUGAAAGUGUUAAAACUGAUGACCCUGGUGUAAAUGGGAAUGAAAACCUGACAGUUACAGGUAGUACAAUAAAUGUGCAAGUCGAAAUGGCAAUUUCCCCCGAGAAAGCCCAGCCUCCGAAAAAGCCUGUUAGAAAUAAAAACAAAAAUAAAAAUUUAAAUGUGCUAGCAGAUCAACUAAACUUUUCAAAAUACAAAAUUAAGGUGGAUGAUGGACAGUCAGCUGCAGUGGAUACUAAUUUGGAUACAGGAAAGCAAACUGACCUAUCAGGUGAAAAUAAAAGGUCACAUGAUUCACCAUUGCAAAAGAAUAAAGAUCAUGGUUCAACAGGCCCAAAGAUUGGUCAGUCACAGUUAGGUAAAGGUGCAUCUGUGGACAGUGAAAUAGAAGUAUGGCAACCACUUCAAAGUAAUCCUGAAGUUAAUGAAAAUGCAGCUGGAAAGAAGAGGGGAAGUAAAGGGAAAUUUAGUUUUUUCAAGAAAGCUCUGAGUAUGGAUAGAGGAAUUGAAAAAGUUGGCAUGGAUCCAAAUCCCACAAGUCAAAGUUCACAAGGUUCAAAGGACAACCACUCUAGUUUCCCAAAAGUCAAGAAAGCACCAUCACUGAAGUCAUUUACCUCCCUUUUUAGUAGAAAAAAGAAAAAGAAAGGACAGUUUGUAAUAGAAGAUGUAGAAAAUGCUGGCAAGAAAGGGUCUUCCCUCAGUAGAAGUGAACAGAAACAUGCACUUUCAAAUGGCAAACAUCAGCAUUGGGCAUCCUGUCAUUCCCUUGAAACAAUGGAAUCAUCCAAUCACCAUCAGCCAGUCAGAAAGCAGAGUAGAGAGACUGUUUCAUUACAACAAGAAAUUCAGCCAAUGGGGAAGCUCCUUAAGGUUAACCCUGAUGGAACACAAAUUAUUCAGUUGGUUAAGCCAGAGAAUGGACCGAUAGGAUUCUUUAUUGCAAAUGGCAGUGGAAAAUAUGGAAAUGGUAUAUUUGUGUCAAGAUUUGUUGAAAAGAGACCUGAGCAAUGUUUUGCUGGGUUGUUAGGCGUAGGGGACGAGAUUCUAGAAGUUAACGGCCAUCUUGUGCGCGACCUUUCCCAGGAUGCCGUGUAUAACCUGAUUAGUGCUAGUGCAGUUGUACUUGUGAAAGUCUUCCCUUUCAUUGCAAGAAAAGAUGUGUGAAUUCUUGUUCUUGUACAGUGCAGUUCAGCUCGUGAAAGUAGACCCUGAAUAGAGUGUAGAAAGAAGUAUGAAUAUUGAUGUGGGAACACAGUGAAGUUUUAAAAGUACUCAACUUAGUUCUAUUUACCAAGGAAUGAUAGGACUAGCACUCUUAAUUAAGUGUCUAAUCGAGAUGUACUUCAACAAGUAUUUUUUUAUAAAGAGCAAGAAAAGUUUAUUCAGUGACAUCAAUUUAAGCCAGUCAGGGCCUGUAUUCAUCGGCGUUUGAAGUGUGAGACUUAGAUUAAAGAAUGGAAUAUAUUCAAUUUGCCAUAAAUACACAUGAAUGAAAUUUGGCUGAGCUGUUUGUGGCUGCAGAUUCCACUUUCAAAGUUCCAUCACACUCUGAAAUAACUGUGACAGAGCAAAAAGAAAAUUUAACAUUUUAAAAUCUAAGUUUUACACUUAAAACUUUGGUGUAUACUGGUCCAGUUUUAUUGGGUUAAGACCAAGUUUGAUUUGACUGAGGUUUUCCAGUAAUGUCUUACAAAUUUUUAUGCUUUUGUUUAUAAUUUUACAGAUUGAGAGAAUUUUUUUUCUAAAGUUUAAGUAAGUUUUACCUGUUAUCUGGAAUUUGUUUGCCCAAAAUGAAUAAAGUGUUUACUCAUAGACAAUUAAUGAAAUUUAAGCACUGCAAAAUUAUGAUUUGAUGUAGAAUAUUACCUAACUUCCUGCUGUGAGUACCUUCCCUAAGGGUACAUGAAUCACUGAUGUCACAAAUCUCACAUGAUGAUGAAAAUCUCAUGACCCCAAAAAUUCAAAUAUUGAUGACUUCUUUAAAACUUAUUUCUUCAUGAUAUUGCAAACAUUAGCCAAGCUUAUUUCUUUGUAAAAUAUUUGAAACAAUUCCAUUAACUAAAAUCUAACAUUAUAUGGUGGCAAUUCAUUUCAUCAAAAUUUGCUAGACUGGUAGAGUUCUUGUUUAACUUUAAGGGGUGACCACUGCAUGGAAGUUUGGAACAUUACAAGAAUAUCUUAUUUAGUCAUGUUUAAUGUCAUGAACAAGUAUUACCAACAAUGUUGAAAGUUUUAAAUAUUUAUAAAUAUUUAUUGUAACAUUCAAGAUUUGAAAUAUAUCCAGACAAUGUUAUGGUAAAAAGUUUAGAUAUUUAUAUAUAAAUAUAUUUAUUGUAACAUUCAAGAUUUGAAAUGAACAUCUGUUUACCUGUUUAUUCAGAUAUGAAGUCACUAACAAAUAUCCAGACAUAGUUGAAAGUUUCAAAUAUUUGCCAAUACUUGUUACAAAUUUUAGGAUACAUAUGAAAAAAAUAUUAUAGACAUCACAAAAUAUCCUUAGGGUUUCAGGUAUAUGUUACAUCAUUGUGAAUGUCAAAUGAUUGUACAAAUGUGAUAUCAUUUGAAUAAGUAAUCUUUAAAAUUGUCUAAAUGACUUGCAGAUAAAUACAACAUAGUUAUCGCAACAUGAAAUGUUAUUGAGCCGCACCGUGAGAAACCCAACAUAGUGCAUUUGCGACCAGCAUGGAUCCAGACCAGCCUAUUGCAGUUAGAGAAACCGUUAGCGAACAGCAUGGAUCCUGACAAGACUGCGCGGAUGCGCAGACUGGUCUGGAUCCAUGCUGGUCGCAAAUGCACUAUGUUGAUUUUCUCAUGGUGCAGCUCAAAAUGUUAUAUAUAUUCAUUACUGAUGCCAUAUAAAUGUUUCAGACAUUCUUGAAUGUCCUAAAGACGUGCAGAUAUAUAUUGCAACAUUCUGUUUUAUCUUGUUCUGUACUUUAAAUGUUGUACUUUAAUUAACAUUCCAUUACAAAUACCUAUGCAUAUUAUCUUGUAAAUAACAUUCUGUGAUAUUCAGACAUAAUAUUGAAAAUUUCUUUGUAUGUAAUAUUUUCAGUUUUACAUAUCUUAUUUAGUCCUUGUCAAAGAAACAUGACUCCAGAAUGAUAUACCUUACAAUAUACCAGUACAUCAGAAUUGUAAUAAAUAGCAAUGCCUUAAAGGUACUGGUUCACACAUUUCUAGCCAAAAGCAUUUUGUCAUAGAAAUCAGUAACAGAUGGAUACUGUGAAAUUGGCCAGUGGUACAAACUUUUUGUCAUGUGAUUUUUUGCAAGAUAUCAAUUAUUGUUCAGAAGAGAAUAAAUCGUUGUAGCAAUGCCUUUGACAUAAUUAAGAAGAUCAACACUUUUCCAAUUUCUUUACCAAUUGCAAACACUUGCUUUCAUUCACUCUUGCAUUUUUAGCUCAACUAUUCGGAGAAUAGGGGAGCUAUCCUACUCGCCCCAGCAUCGGCAUGAGCGUUAGCGUGAGCAUCACACAAAUGUUAAAGUUUGCGUACCACCCCAAAUAUUUUCAAAGUCCAUUGAGAUAUUGCUUUGAUAUUUUAUAUACUUGUUUACCAUCAUGACCUCAGUCUGUAAAAAGGAGGAGGCAACUCUACCAGGCAUUUUGACUGAAUUAUGGCCUUUUUUUGACUUAGAAUAUGCUUAUUGUAAUGUUAAAGUUUUACUCAUAGUUUAUAUUAUACUAUCAAGCACUGAGAAUAGUCGAGCACGCUGUCCACUGACAGCUCUUGUUGAUGAAAAUGCUUUCGGAAAGAUUGACACUGGAGGCAUGCCGCUUAUAAAGUGUAUAAUUUAUCCUCAUUUAGAUUUUAUUAUCUAUUGUUUAGUAGUUACAUUGAAAUAGAAAGUGUAAAUUUAUUAUGAUAUUACUUUCUUCUUUUGCAUUGUUAAGUCUGAUAAAUUAUGCAGUGUAUACACACAGUUCGAGUAAUGGUGUAGAUUAACAUUUUCACACCUAUAUAAUUUUUUUACGAUAUGUACCCGUAAUGACCCUCAGCAAUUUUCAUGUGAUAACGUAAAAUCGUUUAGGCCAUUCUGCAUUCUUCACAUGUAAAUAUAGCUCAACACACACAUAUAAAUGGAGCAUAUGUAAUUUGCUUAUAGUCUUUACAGGUCCGCUACCUUAAUUUUAGGCCCAGAUUGAUAUUCCCUUUCAUUUUCAAUUACUCAGUUUUUGUGAUGUAGUUUCAUUAUUUCAUAAUACCAAAAGGUUUCUGUGAGAAUGACCAGUACCUUAGGUAUUUUGACAGAUUAAUGUUAGCCACUUCAGGACAUUAGAUUGUAGAGCAUGACUUUUUAGGAUAUUUUUACACACAUCAUGUUCUUGCAAUAAUUCAUCAGAGAUCUGUUAGUCAAUGUUAUUUUUUUUUUUAUUUUUAAAGAAUGAAUACAAAUAUAUUGAAAUCCCACUGUUUCCUUUUCUUCCUACAAAUUGAUAAGGACUUGAAACAUGAUUAUUGACUUCCCACAGUAAUGUUCAUGAGGUAACAACAGGAAAAAGAGAUAUAACAUCAUUGGUAUGUUAUAAGGUAAUUUUAGGCUUUUGUUGAAGUUAGUAUAUAAGCCGUGCCACGAAAAAACCAACAUAGUGGGUUUGCGACCAGCAUGGAUCCAGAUCAGCCU
This is a messenger RNA of Mercenaria mercenaria, 7969 nucleotides long. RefSeq lists its product as uncharacterized. The record is from RefSeq and is a predicted model, not a curated record. The transcript has 9 exons. Gene Ontology annotation, cellular component: apical plasma membrane; nucleus; cell cortex. Bases 175 to 4506 code for a protein of 1443 amino acids. Lineage: Eukaryota; Metazoa; Mollusca; Bivalvia; Venerida; Veneridae. Gene Ontology annotation, molecular function: protein kinase C binding. Gene Ontology annotation, biological process: establishment or maintenance of cell polarity; centrosome cycle; regulation of cellular localization.